AGCGGGCGCCAUUUUCUCAAAGACUUCGAAGGGAGUGAAGCUCUUCUGGCACAACGUCGAUCAUUCCGGCUGAUAUGACGGUAUUUACCCAGUAGAACCGCUCAAAAUCAUGGCUCUGACGGCUGGUCUCUCCCUCCUGACACUGCUGGCCCUGCAGGCCGCGGCUCAGGAGCCUUUAUACGUUGAGAUCGGCAAGAAUCUGAAUCUCGACCCAAAGUCUUCUGAGACCAUCACCGCCAUUACAUGGAAGCAUAAGGGGAACAUUGCUGCUGAAUACAUUAAGGAUAAUGUUCCUCUGGAAUAUCUGGGUGACUUAAAAGGCCGAUUAAAACUGGACGUGACCACCGGAAUACUGACCAUCAGCAACAUAACAAAAUCUGACGACGGGCAGUUCACGGUGGAGGUCAACAACAGAGUCCUUCCUGUCAAAUUUAACGUUGUGGGGGUCAAGAAGCUGGUAACUGUUGAAGUCAUCUUGAGGCCUCUGACGUGCGAGAGCGAAACCCACAACUGCACCCUAUCAUGUGGUGAGGACUUUAAAGAUGCUGAGCCCGUCCAGUACUUCUGGAAGACGGGAGAAACGGAAGAAUGGAAGGAGGGUGAGAAGACAAUCAGAAUUUUCAGCGAGGAGGAGAAGAAACUGGGCCUCAGAACCUUCACCUGCAAAGCGAAGAACAAAUUCAGUGAGAAGCAGAGCGGCCCGUUAGUGAACCCCUUCAAAAACAAGGAAUCUUCAGGCCUCAGUGGAGGUGCGGUGGCUGGGAUCGUUAUUAUUAUUAUUCUACUAAUUGUGGCCGGUGGAUUUAUCUACUGGAAAUUUAUAUAUGUAAAGAAGAAUGAGGGUUUUGCAUCACCAAGACAAGGCGAUGGAGUGAAAGCCAAUGGGGACGAGAGUAGAGCUUUGAAUAUGCCAGAGCCUGGUAAAGACGCCAACUCAGAGUUAUGAGGGCCUGGCAACUGUGGAUCCUUCUCGACCAGAACUCCAACUUGUUCUGUUUGCCUUCCCAGAGGAACACACUGGUUAUAAAUCCUUCUGCCCUCCUGCAUCUCUGUGAAUAUAGACAUUAUUACAGAUUCCUCCUGUCAGCGAGGGCAAAGCUCUUCAGUGUUUAUAUCUGUCUGGAUCUUCCAUUUGACCAUCAUGUUCGGAUUAAUUAUGAAGGGAAAAAAAAAAUCUGCGGCGCUUAAACGUGAACUCUUUCUUUCUUUCCAGUUUUUUUUCAUAUGAAUAUGUUGAAUUGUUUUAUUUUCCAUCAUUUUAGCAGUUUGUUAAUCUGCAUGUGAAUCAGGAGUUUCAGAAAGCAUAAGAACAUUGCUUUAAAGACCUGUUUGGAUAAUGAACAGUAAUGAUGAGAAACUGAGAUGUAAUGAAUGCAAUGUGUUAUUAUUCAUAUCUAUUUAAUGCUGUCAUGUUGCAAAAACCUCAUUUUUAAAACCCAUUUUUAGAGAGAAUCUGUAAAACAGAUUCAAUGUGACUCAAUUGUUGCACAGGAUCGCAUUUUAUUUAAGCAUCAUAUGACGUAUUCUCAUCUGUAAAUAUUUCAUGAUAAAGCCAUGGAUUGACUAAUACUACCUUAGAUGCAAUAUGCUUUUUAAGUUUGUUUUUGAAUGCACUGGAAUAAAUUGCUCAGGAGGACAAUAGGAAGAUAGUGAGCUGUUUCUAGUGGAAGCUUAGGCUUUAAAAUGAGUGUGACCUGUUUAACUUACCCUUUGUGUGUGUGGGUGUGUGUGAGAGAGAGAGAGAGAGAGAGUGAUUGAUGGACGCAAUUAAGACUGUUAAGCAUCUUAUUUUUGUGUUGGACUGUAAAUGCCUGUUUUCAGUGCUACUCCUGUAUUUAUUCUUUUUUCCACUGCUCUGUAACGUACCUUGUGAAAUAAAUAAUUCGUUGCGUCGCUGA
Messenger RNA from Xiphophorus couchianus (Monterrey platyfish), 1898 nucleotides. Its product is annotated as carcinoembryonic antigen-related cell adhesion molecule 1-like. NCBI's taxonomy places the organism in Eukaryota, Metazoa, Chordata, Actinopteri, Cyprinodontiformes, Poeciliidae. The transcript has a single exon. Gene Ontology annotation, cellular component: membrane. Bases 110 to 946 code for a protein of 278 amino acids. The record is from RefSeq and is a predicted model, not a curated record.